Molecule: messenger RNA, 2443 nt
Organism: Diachasma alloeum
Lineage: Eukaryota; Metazoa; Arthropoda; Insecta; Hymenoptera; Braconidae
Gene: slif
Product: cationic amino acid transporter 3
Exons: 8
Coding region: 165-1952 (595 amino acids)
Biological process (GO): amino acid transport; transmembrane transport
Cellular component (GO): plasma membrane
Molecular function (GO): amino acid transmembrane transporter activity
Source: RefSeq, a predicted model, not a curated record
GAUUGCAAGUGACUGUUGGCGGUUCUUAAAGUUGCGUCGGUGUUACUUGAUAAAUAAAUUUUGCUCAUCAAUUUUUUUUUCAGUUAAAUUUUGGAGUAUAUGAGGAGAAAGUGGAAUUGAGCCCUCAAUAUUCGUCGAUUUUUGAUGUUACCGCUUCCAAAAAAAUGGCGUCAAAAUUAUGGGAAGCAUUCAGCAGAAAACGAGUGGACGACAGUCCCGAAGGAAAAGGAGAAUUAGCAAGGGUCCUCGGCCUUCUAGAUCUUACAGCUUUAGGAGUUGGAGGCACUCUCGGUCUAGGUAUUUAUGUCCUAGCCGGCAGUGUUGCCAAGGAGACGGCAGGCCCGGCCGUCUGCAUCUCCUUCUUCAUCGCUGCAUUCGCAUCAGCCCUAGCUGGCAUGUGUUAUGCUGAAUUUGCGUCCAGAGUACCUAAGGCAGGUUCUGCUUACGUGUACAGUUAUGUCACUGUCGGGGAGUUUAUCGCUUUUGUUAUUGGAUGGAAUCUCAUCCUAGAAUACGUAAUUGGUACCGCGAGUGUUGCCCGUGGCCUCAGCAAUUACGUAGACUCUCUCAUCGGGAACGUCAUGCGAAACUACCUCCACUCAAUUAUGCCCAUUAACGUUUCUUUUUUAUCCACGUAUCCUGACUUUUUUGCCUUCAUCGUUGUUAUACUACUAGUCUUACUACUCUGCAUCGGAGUACGUGAGUCGUCAUACCUGAACAUAGUAUUCACAGCUGUGAAUCUGAUAACGAUCUUGAUUAUUAUCGUGGCAGGAUCUUUCAAAGCUGAUCCCGCCAACUGGAGCAUCUCCCCUGAGAACAUCCCCGAGAAAUACAAGAACGUCGGAACUGGUGGCUUCAUGCCUUUCGGAAUCUCCGGAGUGAUGGUGGGAGCAGCCAAGUGCUUCUACGGUUUCGUCGGCUUCGACGCAGUAGCAGCUACCGGAGAAGAAGCCAAGAAUCCUCAGAAGACCAUUCCCAUGGCGAUUGUUCUGUCCCUCGCCAUCUCCUUCGCAGCUUACUUCUCAAUUUCCACGGUACUGACCAUGAUGUGGCCUUAUUACGAUCAGAGCCCGGAGGCACCGUUUCCAUACGUCUUCGGACAAAUCGGCUGGCCAGUGAUCAAGUGGAUUGUUAACGUCGGAGCUGUCUUCGCAUUGUGCACUAGUCUUCUGGGGGCAAUGUUUCCGUUGCCGAGGGUUUUAUACGCCAUGGGAAGCGAUGGAAUCAUCUUCAAGUUCUUGGCGAAGGUCAGUGAGAAGACACAGACGCCGGUGCUGGGGACUGUUACAUCGGGACUUCUGACGGGUAUCAUGACCCUAAUCUUUGGUCUCGAGCAGCUAAUCGACAUGAUGUCCAUAGGAACACUCCUGGCCUACACAAUCGUCGCGAUUUGUGUCCUCAUCCUGAGGUACCAGAACACAAAUACAAGUCUCAAGCUGUCGCCGAAUGACAUGCUAGAGGACGAUCCAACCCUCUUCGACUACUUCAAACGCAUCUUCAACCUCUGCAAUCAGAAAGUCGCGACAGACUUCUCAAGUAGAGUCGCAGGGUGGGCGGUCCUCGUGUUCUCCUGUCUUGCCUUCUUCUUUGGUUUGCUUCUAAAUCACGUGAAUUUCAGCGGAACUGGACUCCACGUCAUCGGAAUCGUAGCUUUGGGAGUCAUUGGAAUCAUGAUCUUGUUGUCUAUGAUCGCGAUUGGGAGGCAGCCCGUCGAAAAUUUAGAUCUGGCAUUCAAAGUACCGUUGGUUCCUCUCAUCCCCUGCGUCAGUAUCAUGAUCAAUUUAUUGUUGAUGCUUCAGUUGGAUGCCUUCACAUGGGUGAGGUUUGUCAUCUGGAUGGCCGUAGGAUUCGCCAUCUAUUUCCUGUACGGAAUCCGACACAGCGUGCAAGGAAUAACGAACAAGAGGGCUCACCAGUACACGGAGCCCGUGAGAAUAACCACGAAAUUCUAAGUCGAUCAACUACUUUUGAAAUUAUACGAAGUAUUGACAAAAAUCGCCGUUACUCCGUUUAGGAGAAUGAACAUGCAUUUACUUGGUGAAGAGACCAAGAGAGGGUCCAAAUGAGGGAUUGAGAAUCGAAAUUUUUCGAUGCCAAAGAGAUUUAUUUUCCAAGUUUUCCAACCCUCUGCCUUUGAAUUCUAAAACACGCAAUGAGUAGCGAUGUCUUUUGUAAAUAUUUUAUUCACAAACAUUUUACAUUUGAGCGUAAUUUAUUCAGUAUUCCGACUCUCACUGUACAUACGUAGUAUAAAUGACUGUAAUAAUUAUUUUGUAUCUCCCUUAUCUCCCAUUAAUGUCAUUCUCAUGGCGAUUGUACAAAAAUAAUAGUAUUUAGGAAUUAAAAAAUCACGUGAUCAUAGCUUACCUCGGGAAUGUCUUCAAUAUCACAAAAAGAAAUAUAAAAUAAAAGAGCAAGACUAGUUAGUUCUUCUAAUAGUUUA